ACCUCUUUUGUUGACCCUCAACCACAAGUCAGUUCAGCAAACAUCUCAUGAAAUUAGUCACAAUGAAUGGUAGGUUGGGCAUACUGCAUCAAAGAGGCCAUACAAGUCAGGUGAGAUUUUACAGGACUGUAUAAAGAGGGUGCUGACUACAGGCGGAGGUACACUAUGUGCCAGUCUUCUGAGGUUUGGGCACGUUUGUGACAUUCACCAAAAUGGCAGACUACAGUGUGCUUCUGAGCCAGGACGACUUCCUCUUCCAUUUUAAUAAUUUGUUAUUGGCAGAGGGCCGGAACGCAACAUACUUGUUCUAUGAGGUGGAAAAUUCCCCUGGCUUGACUGGACUCUUUAAAAAUGAUUUAGACCAUGCAGAGAUAAAGUUGAAGUCUUUCAUGGAAAGCUUGCCUCCUGGACGUCACACAAUCACUUGCUACAUCUCCUGGUCUCCCUGUGCAGACUGCUCCAACCAGCUGGUGGAGUUCCUUAGAAGGGAGAAAAACAUUACGCUUAGGAUCUUUGUGUCACGCAUAUACUACUACUAUGACAUAGAAAACCAAGAGGGCCUGCAAUCACUGAGAGACGCUGGUAUGGAGAUCAAAGUCAUGCAUGAAGAAGAGUUUGAACACUGCUGGAAGACCUUCGUUGACCAUCAGCAAAGGGAAUUCCCGGGCUGGGAUGACCUGGAUGACAACUCGUAAAUAUACAUUACACUACACUACAUACUGGAUACAUCACAUUACACUCAAUCACUCAUUACACUCAAAGGCAUGCAAACCUUAAUCUGUCUGUGGAAAAACCUCCCAAUUGUCAUUUCGGAGGGGAAACACUGCUUUGAUUUUGAUUUGAACAUUUUUUUCAUCUGCAUAUUUCAGAAUAUUUCCCCCCAGUCAUAAUAAUGUGGAAAUCCUGUUUUUCUCCUUGAAAUGAAAAACACUCAUAAAACUCAUAAAAAUGAAAAACAACAUAAAACGCACCAUAAAACCACCAACAAAGAAGUCAUGUGCAUCACAGUCAUCCCUCACCGCAUCGCAGUUCUAAUGUUCCAACCAAUCGUGCUGUUUUGUGGUUGAAUACGGUCUAUUAUUAAUCAAAAAUACAUGAAAAUAAAGAAAAUUGUAUGUAUUUUUUGCCUAACUAAGCAUUUCCAAGCAUAACAAUGGCUAAAUGAAUUAAAAUACAAACAUAAGCCAUUUAAGAAGACGCAUUCCAAACUGUGAAUGUAGGAUUAGUCAGUAAUUGACAAGCACCAGACUUGAUUGCCAAACCAACAGGAUUUUUUUGUAGGUGUAUCUCACAACAGGCACAAUUAUAGUCAUCAUAAUAAUAAAAUGGGAUACGUUUGCGGCCGCAACCAUACCAAGCUAACACCCAACUCUGAAUCCCCCGAUGCCACUUCCUGUCCACAGAAGAUAUUUAUUGAAACGCACACAAAUACGAUCUACUAUAUGGGUGUUAUUCCAUGUCUAGAGGGCUCUAAUAAUGUUAAAAACCAUAAUUACGUACAAGAUCGCAAACAAGUUUUCUAGGCCAUAACUAGGAAAAUGUUACAUUUAGAAAUAAGGAAUCGUACUUUGCGGAAAUUCACUUAUGACGGUCGGGUCUGGAACCAAUUAACCUCGAUAAAAAGGGCUUACUGUACUGUAUUGUGGAUUUUAUAGCUAGAACGUAGCAAUCAUUUUUAAGCAAAGUAUAGUGGUACCUGGGUUUUCGUUACUAAUUUGUUCCAAAAGGUCAGGCGAAAACCAAAAUACAGAUGUCCCUCAUUUAUGGCAGUUAAUUGGUUCCAAACCCGACUGUGAAUUUCCGCAAAGAAGGCUUCGAUGUUAAUAAAUGGAACAUUUUCGUAGUUAGAGCAUAGAAAAUCUGUUAAUGACCUUCUAAAUGCAGUUCUUACCAUUAUUAGAGCCCUGUAGAGAUGAACUAACACCCCUACAGUAACCUUUACACACCUAAUAUUCUUUGUUUACAGCGCAUUGCUCAACUGUAUUUCGCAGGCUACGGGAUUACUGCAGGGACAGAAAGACGGCCGCCGCUUUAAACGUAGCAUUCUACCUAGCUAACUAGUUAGCCUCCAAUUUUGUUUGUUUUUCUAAAGUGUUUCAAAUGGAGUGGGGAAGAAGGACAAAGUAAGAAGCAAAACGUAGCACUUAUUAUUAUUAUAAUUAUAGUUUUACUAAAACAAUGUGAAAUAAUCUUAAAUGACGAAUGGAUGGUGUGAGGAAUGGGCAGUGUGAAUUUUGUGUGCUUCACGUUUUGUUUUUUAUGUUUUUCUCAGGAGGCAGCUGAGUAUGGCCCGCUUCUUCCGGAACAUAUAAAUGUGUGCACAUGCUCUCGCCGUCUCUGUCUAGGCUCUACUCUCUGCUCUGCUUUACACAAUCGCCUCCACCUUUCUGUCGCGCAAAGUCACACACACGUCGGUCGCGCUCCUUGGCCGCUCAGCUGCUUCCUGUUGGCGGCAAUGCCUGAGCCGCAUUUAGCAUUUAGCUUUUUGUUUGACAUAGCGAAACCUGUUUUUGGUUUUAUUUUGUUUAGGGAAUUGUUUGUUUUUUUUGCACUUGGGGUAGCGGUGAAGGCGACAGGACGACAGCCCUGUAUAGUUGGCCUGCUCACCUCACCGUCUUUUGUUUCUUUGGGUUGGCUCACAGACAGUGAGUCAACGAGGCAUACGGUGCUUUGUUUGAGCCACUGUUGCCAAGAAAAGUAGCUACUGGCUGUCCUACAAGUCGCUAGAUGUCGUCUAAUUUGCAUAUCACUUGCAUAUGAUGUUGUAAAAUGCUGUAGGAAAAAAGCGUAACCUCGUAGAAGAGACAAAAAAUGCGCAAAAACACCUUAAUUAAGUUUAGAAUUACAAAUAAAAUUUAUUCUUGUUUGAUCAUUUAAAAUUGGCCAUAAUUUCAUCAAAAUAAAAUAACUUUAAUAUUUUAUCUCGGCCAGCGCCUCUCAAAGUUCUUGGCCAUUGAGAACUUUUUAAAAUGAGUCCAACUGAACAGUGACUAACAGAUUAUGCUGUGUUUAUUCUAUGGCUCACAUUUACAUGACUCAGUGUGGUUUGUGAGUAGCACACUCUUCUGAAUAUAUGCAAAUGCAACUGAGCUGAAAUAAAUAUAAAUAUAAAUAAAUAUAAAUAUAGGCUCAUCAAUUACACUAGGUCCCCAACUGACGAACACAAUUGGUUCCAGACGACCGUUCUUAUGUUGAAUCGUUCUUACGUCCGGGAAAAGGUAAUAUUCCCAAUGACAUAGGUACUACAUGUACGUGUAUACAUAUACAGUAUAUGCGUAUGUGUGUAAAUAUGAGUUUGGAUGCAGUAGUAAUAUUAAACAAGGAUAAUUAAUGAAAAAACAAUAAUAAAAGUGAUAUAAUAAUACGUAAUCAUAAAUGUUAUUUACCUUUGAAGAGGAGUGGUCGAGCAUACGUCGUUGUGGUGGUGGAGGAGGAGUUAUUGAAAAAAAGGACAAAUCGUCGUUGUUGUUAGACUCUUCUAAAAGAGGUAGUGUUCUGUGGGUGGUGUAGAAUUAAGCAGGCCUAUUAACUCUUCAUAAACUUUAAUCACACGCUCUGUCCGGGUUGUACAAUUUAGCUUUCCAUUUAGCUUUACACUGUAUCUCCCCAGCGUCUAACUCUUCCUCUGUUGGUCCCAUUAGCUCUAAGGCUGCCUGUUGGUCCCAUUAGCAGUGUCACAGUGCCCUCUACUGGUCAAGCAUGUACAGUAGCAGUAUAAAUACUGAUUGAGCGACUCAAAAUAAAAUAAAAUAUAAACCAGUCGGCUUGUGUUCGUAUCCGCAAAUGUUCUCUAGUCAGGUGUUCGUAAGUUGGGGACCUAGUGUACUUACAUUUAUCCAAAGAAUUGUAAGAUAAUCCACUUCGUUUUACAAAUGAAGAGUCACAAUAGACUAACAAUAAAACAUAAACACAAUAAACACACCCUCCCCUUUUGUCCAGGCUUACUGAAGAUUAAGAAACAUUUGCAUUUUAGAUCUCGCCGUGU
Molecule: messenger RNA, 3985 nt
Organism: Dunckerocampus dactyliophorus (ringed pipefish)
Lineage: Eukaryota; Metazoa; Chordata; Actinopteri; Syngnathiformes; Syngnathidae
Product: DNA dC->dU-editing enzyme APOBEC-3Ca-like
Exons: 4
Coding region: 213-695 (160 amino acids)
Biological process (GO): negative regulation of single stranded viral RNA replication via double stranded DNA intermediate; defense response to virus; DNA cytosine deamination
Cellular component (GO): cytoplasm; nucleus; P-body
Molecular function (GO): RNA binding; cytidine deaminase activity
Source: RefSeq, a predicted model, not a curated record